Messenger RNA from Linnemannia hyalina, 1341 nucleotides. NCBI's taxonomy places the organism in Eukaryota, Fungi, Mortierellomycota, Mortierellomycetes, Mortierellales, Mortierellaceae. The record is from the annotation of a GenBank genome assembly.
AUGGCUACUCCAUUGCCCCCCACGUUUGUCGUGCCUGCGACAUUGACCGAAACCCGUCGGGAUCCACUCAAGCACCAAGAAUUACCGCCACUCUUCCCCGAGAAGAUCAACAUCCUCAACAUCUGGAAGUACCUCGACUACAAGCACGUUAUCGGUCUCGGAGUGACCCCUUUGAUCGCCCUCUAUGGACUCAUGACCACGGAGAUCCAGCGGAAGACGUUGAUCUGGUCCAUUUUCUAUUACUACGCCACAGCCCUUGGUAUCACCGCAGGAUAUCAUCGUUUGUGGGCACAUCGUUCGUAUAGUGCCGGGCCAGCCAUGAGCUUUGUCCUUGCAUUGCUCGGCGCCGGUGCCGUCGAGGGCUCGAUCAAGUGGUGGUCCCGCGGUCAUCGCGCCCAUCACCGUUGGACCGAUACCGAAAAGGACCCUUACUCUGCCCACCGCGGCCUUUUCUUCUCCCACCUCGGCUGGAUGUUGAUCAAGCGUCCCGGUUGGAAGAUUGGCCACGCCGACGUCGAAGAUCUCAACAAGAACAAACUGGUCCAAUGGCAACACAAGAACUACCUGGCCCUCAUCUUCCUCAUGGGUCUCGUUUUCCCUACCGUUGUCGCCGGUCUUGGUUGGGGUGACUGGCGCGGAGGAUACUUUUAUGCAGCCGUCUUGCGUCUUGUCUUUGUCCACCAUGCUACCUUCUGUGUCAACUCGCUCGCCCAUUGGCUCGGCGAAGGACCCUUUGACGACCGCCACUCGCCCCGCGACCAUUUUAUUACAGCUUUCAUGACCCUCGGAGAGGGCUACCACAACUUCCAUCACCAGUUUCCUCAAGACUACCGCAACGCGAUCCGUUUCUACCAGUACGACCCCACCAAAUGGACCAUCGCCGUCUGUGCCUUCUUUGGCCUCGCCACCCACCUCAAGACUUUCCCCGAGAACGAAGUCCGUAAAGGCCAGCUCCAGAUGAUCGAGAAGCGUGUCCUCGAGAAGAAGACUAAGCUCCAGUGGGGUACCCCUAUUGCUGACCUGCCCGUGAUGAGUUUUGAGGACUACCGCCACGCCUGCAAGAACGAUAAUAAGAAGUGGAUCUUGUUAGAGGGAGUUGUGUAUGAUGUGGCCGAGUUCAUGUCGGAGCACCCUGGUGGCGAGAAGUAUAUCAAAAUGGGGAUUGGCAAGGACAUGACGGCGGCGUUUAACGGUGGAAUGUAUGAUCAUAGCAAUGCUGCUCGCAACUUGCUGAGCUUGAUGCGCGUUGCGGUGGUGGAGUUUGGUGGUGAGGUUGAGGCGCAAAAGAAGAACCCGUCUGUCACCAUCUAUGGAGAUGACCACCACGCCAAAGCCAUCUAA